AUGGAUCUAUACCCUUCAGAUGGCACUCUCCCUGGACUACAAGACAGAGUGAUUGAAGACCAUGAACUAAAUGCCUGGGCAGUUUUUGCCACCGAGACAGAUGGUUUUAGUACACAUCCCACCAAUCUCAUGCAUGGCAUUGAUGUCCCCCCCAUGGUGUCUGACACCUGUGACCCUGUCCUGGUUUUGAUGGAGAAAAUGGGUGUGUCUGACCCUGAGUGUGACAAGAUGAGUGGACAAGCAUUUACAGCCUCCGCCCUGCACAACCUGCUUCCCAAUACACAUUCACCCACCUUGCCUGAUCUGGUUCUCCAUCAUACAGAGUCAGUGGUGCCUGAAUACCACAACACUUUGCUAUUUCCAGGUAUUUAUCCUACCCUGUUUCCAUAUGGUAUUGGUGGCUUUGAGGAUUCUGAACAUGUUCCUCCUUUGGCUUUUGAAAGGCAGGCUAAGUACUUCCUCAACAUAGGUGAUUGGCGCUUUCAGUAUCACAAAACAUUUAUGUUUGUCAUAUUUAACAUGCUCCAGAGAUGA
Suillus paluster is the source of this 534-nucleotide messenger RNA. RefSeq lists its product as uncharacterized. Bases 1 to 534 code for a protein of 177 amino acids. NCBI's taxonomy places the organism in Eukaryota, Fungi, Basidiomycota, Agaricomycetes, Boletales, Suillaceae. The record is from RefSeq and is a predicted model, not a curated record. The transcript has a single exon.